AUGACCCAGCCUUGCCCAUGGAGUUUUGAUUUCUCCGCCUACCCCACAACUGGGAUCCACAGCGUCCCGAGCGAGCAUGUAUCAGCCCCAGGCAGGCCGCUCCUGAAGGGCGGGGUAAUCUGUUUGCUCGAGAGGCAGCUUAUCGUCGCAGCAGGUGGUGGCAUUGCUCAAAGAAGAGCCGUUGUCGGCCCCCGCUUUGCCCGUCUGGCAAGGCCAGGGUCGCAUUCCGCAAAGGCUUGGGCCAAGGAGAGUGGGGUACCGGUCGCUAGAUCUGUGAGGUGCACGGUCGGUCCGCUGGGAUCUUACUUUGGCAGAGGUUUCGCGGCUUCCCUCUAG
Molecule: messenger RNA, 336 nt
Organism: Trichosporon asahii var. asahii CBS 2479
Lineage: Eukaryota; Fungi; Basidiomycota; Tremellomycetes; Trichosporonales; Trichosporonaceae
Exons: 2
Coding region: 1-336 (111 amino acids)
Source: RefSeq, a predicted model, not a curated record